This is a messenger RNA of Myxocyprinus asiaticus (Chinese sucker), 3083 nucleotides long. RefSeq names its product dapper homolog 3-like. Gene Ontology annotation, cellular component: cytoplasm. The record is from RefSeq and is a predicted model, not a curated record. NCBI's taxonomy places the organism in Eukaryota, Metazoa, Chordata, Actinopteri, Cypriniformes, Catostomidae. The transcript has 4 exons. The coding region runs from base 221 to 2044 and encodes 607 amino acids. Gene Ontology annotation, biological process: negative regulation of canonical Wnt signaling pathway.
AAAGUACGAUGCCCAAACACUGUCCGAACGCAGCAAUAUGAUUAACAUAAACUCGUGUUAGGAGAACACAUCAACUAAAUGGGCAUUUGUCACAUUUGAGGUGAUAAACACCCACAAUUAUAAAAGAAGAAACAUACUGCAUGCUCACGAGAUCAUACUGAAAGAUUGAUUGCUUUUGUUCUGUUGGGAAGACUCAGUGGACUCCUGGAUUUCUCUGAAGAUGGAUGGAGAGCGCAGUCGGAAUAAAGGGCGUCUCGAGGCCAGUUUGACAUGGCUGUGUGAGCUGGAAAUGUUAAAGCAGCGGCAGGAGAGUCUGAUCAUAGGCGCAUUGUCGCUCGGGGACACAGUGCCUGGAUGCCCGGCGUGGGGUGAUGUCGGUCCGGCCCGCAGCAGCAGAGAGCACGAGCAGCUGACCUUAAGACGACAGCUGAAUCGGCUCCAGGGUGCCCCCAGCCUGCUAAUGCUGACACUGCAGCAGCAGCUCAGUGAGUUGAGGGUGGAUACAGGACUCGCAUGUGAGCAGAAUACAGAGGAGGAUUUGGACAGUCCCAGUGCAUCUAGUUCAGGGUUUUACGACCAGAGUGAGAGUCUGUCUCCACUGCAUACCUGUUCCAUGCCAAACCUUGCAGUCUCCUUUCACAGGCCCAGAUCAAUGGAUGCCUACAUGCUGGACUGGGAGGUUCAUAUGGAGCCCCCAAUACAUGUCACCCUCCCCCGCUCAUUUUCUGCCCCAUACCCCACUCUAGAGGGUAUUGCUGAGGGAAUAGAGGAAGAGGAGGAGGAAGAAAGCUAUCAGUGGACUACAGAUCAGAUGGUGGCAGUAGGGUCAAUGGCUAAUGGUAAUGGAAAACUUACGCCUAAGAUUAGCAUCACUACUGAUGCUGAGGCAGACCCUACAGAGAAGAUAGAUGAUGGCCCAAUGGCAGAAGACAUCCAGCAGGCCAUGCGUACAGAGGCGUACAUCCUGGGUCUCCUGCAGCAUCGACACCUUAGAUCUACACCAGAACUGGACUCUGAUCCCAAUCAGUGGCAACACUUACACACACACCCACCCAGUUACCCUAACUGUCCAGACCUUCCACUUGAUCAACCAGAAUGGCAGAAUUGGGCAGCUCUCUCAGAGGAAGAGAAUGAGAGGGAAGCUCAGGGGGGAUAUUACAGGAACCUUACUAAUGUCCAAAUUGGACCAACUUCCAUGAGCAUUGAGGAGCCAGAAUCCUCUUUAGAAAUUGAUCAGUAUAGAGUUGCAGAAGUACCCACCAGCAACGAUGAGUUGGACUCACCUCUGCAUCAACGUAGUUACCUUGAACACAACCCCACAAAGCCACAAUACAUUCACACCUGCUGCAAUCAUACCUGCACAUCUAUGUCAUCAACUCCAGAGUCUUGUGAGCAACACCAGCCCCUCACUUCUCAAGAGUGGACUCUUCUUCGGCCCCUAGUCAGAAGGGGUUCAGAAGAAAGGUGGACAUCCACAGGACACGAACACACCAAGACAACCAGCCACUCUCGGUCAGAGAACAGUGGCCUCUCUCCAGGAAGGGCCACCCAACCUGAGCACAAAUACUUUACAGUGGGACGAGACAUGGGCAGUCACCGCAGUAAAAAAGUUUACCCAUCGAGUCAGCGCCUCUGGGUCUCCUCGUCAGAUCUCAGUCAAGAGGAGGAGGAGGGAAUAUCUAGAGAGGAGGCUUGUGAGCUCAGACAUAACCGUUUACCUGUUCACAGCCUCAAACACGCCUGUGUUAAGUUCAAGGAGCAGGACCAUAGGUUUGGGAAGGGGUUGGAGGCAGGUAUUGCACCAACCGAUGAUUCAAACUCCAGUCUAAGUGAGAGUUUCUCCCCAGGGACCAGUUCGGUGUCUAGUGACUCAGAUGAGAGUGGAGGGCUGGUCUGGCCACAGCAGUUGCCCCCUCGUUUGCCUCCUCCCUCCUCCUCACAGAACCCUUCCAAUGCUGUGGUCAAGAUUAAAGCCUCGCAUGCACUCAAAAAGAAGAUCAUGCGUUUUCGCUCAGGCUCGCUCAAACUUAUGACCACUGUCUGAGUCUGGCAACCCCAUGUAGAUCAGGUUAAAGAAAAUCUCUGCCCUUUUCUUGGCACAUGCUGACAUUUUUUUGUAUUACAUUUUUUACAGCUUUAUAAGAGUGCUCGAUCUUAUUUGAAGGAGUUGUGCACCACCAUUCAUCAAAAACUUUAGGGUUAGCAUUUGUUCACAUCAUUAUGUUACUUUAAGUUAUGAUUUGUUGCCCAACCUCAACUCUGACCCCGUUUACACCUGGUGUUAAGAUGUGUUUCGGGUGAUCCUAUCACAGGUGGUAAGCGACCCUUUAAGCAACCAGGUCUAAACAGCGAUUUGUCUCACCUGACCACAUGUGAUCGGAUCACCCGAGAUGCAUCUAAUGCUGCCUUCAUGUGCUAUCAGUAUUAUCAUACUUCCCACUUCUGAAGUAGUUAUUAUGAGUACGUCGAGUUCAAGUGCUUUGUUGUCGGAAAAAACGUUCAUUCAUAUGUUUCUUUUAUUUUGGCACCAUAAAAAGUAUUACUCCGCUUGCUGACGAUAAUGGAAUUUUGAUCAAAUACAAUCUAUUUUUAUGGUGUGAAAAUGUACAACAUGCAUCAAAUGGUUGCUGAUAUACAUAAAUGAAUAUGACCAAAAUGGUAAGCGCUAACAAUUAGCUCUAUUUUGAAAAAUGAAUAAAACCAUUCACUACCAUUCACUACAGAAACUGUACUCUCCUCUGCCAUGUUGAAAGUUUAGGACUCCAGCCAUCUUGGAAACUCGGGUAUCAAAAUUAUCUCUGAGUUUCCCAGUAAUAAUUAUGACUUGAGGGGUCGUUCAUGUGCAACUUCCGAGUGGGAAACUCGUAUUUAUGAUAAUUCCGAUAGCACUUAAAGGCAGCAUAAUACCAGAUGUAAACGGGGUCAAAUCAUAUAAAAUCAAAUCCCUUUAUUGUCACUCAACCAUAUACACAAGUGCAACAGAGGGUGAAAGUCUUGGGGGCAGUUCCAAGCAACAUAGCAGUAUGACAAUUACAAUAAACAUCUGAUUUACACAUAACACAGUUUUCACAAUAUACAGUAUA